Messenger RNA from Syzygium oleosum, 1845 nucleotides. RefSeq names its product G2/mitotic-specific cyclin S13-7-like. The transcript is spliced from 8 exons. Bases 150 to 1580 code for a protein of 476 amino acids. Lineage: Eukaryota; Viridiplantae; Streptophyta; Magnoliopsida; Myrtales; Myrtaceae. The record is from RefSeq and is a predicted model, not a curated record. Gene Ontology annotation, molecular function: cyclin-dependent protein serine/threonine kinase regulator activity. Gene Ontology annotation, biological process: mitotic cell cycle phase transition; regulation of cyclin-dependent protein serine/threonine kinase activity. Gene Ontology annotation, cellular component: centrosome; nucleus; cytoplasm.
UCCUUAUUCCUUCCUCCGCAUGAUCUCGCUGUGAGAGAGAGACCCAGAGACACAGAGAGAGAGAGAGAGGAGAAGGAAAGGGUCGUUCUCGUGUGAAGGGUUUCGCCUCGCCAAUCGGAUUCGGAGGAGGAGAUUGUUCUCUGAUCGAAAUGGCCUCGAGACCCAUUGUUCCCGUGCAAGCGAGAGGCGAGGCAGCGAUCGGAGGAGGAGGAGCAGGUAAGCAGCAGAAGAAGAACGGCGCAGCCGAGGGAAGAAACCGCAAAGCCCUCGGCGACAUUGGCAAUCUUGUUACAGUUCGAGGCGUCGAAGGCAAGGUUCAGCCUCAUCGCCCCAUUACAAGAAGCUUCUGUGCACAACUACUGGCAAAUGCACAGGCUGCUGCGGCUGCUGAAAACAACAAGAAACAAGCCGUAGUUAACGUGAAUGGAGCGCCUUCCAUUCUCGAUGGACCUGGAGCAGGCAAAAGAGCGGAGCCUGCGGUAGCGGCGGCGAAAGCUGCUCAAAAGAAAGUAGUUAAACCGAAACCAAAGGUCGAAGUUAUCGAUUUAACAUCGGAUUCAGAAAAAGUGGUCGAGGCCAAGAAGAAGCAACAUCAUGAGCCUGCGCAGAAGGAAGGAGAGAAAUCAUCGAGAAGGAACAUGCCCACGCUCACUUCGGUCCUCACUGCUCGAAGCAAGGCAGCUUGUGGGUUGACCAACAAACCCAAAGAGCAAAUUGUGGACAUCGACGCGGGUGACGCCCACAACGAGUUGGCUGCAUUUGAAUAUAUCGAAGAUAUCUACACUUUCUACAAGGAGGCAGAGAAUGAAAGCCUGCCCCGCGACUACAUGUCGUCGCAGCCGGAGAUAAACGAGAAGAUGAGGGCGAUCCUGGUGGACUGGCUGAUCGAGAUCCACAACAAGUUCGAGCUCAUGCCCGAGACCCUCUACCUCACCAUCAACAUCAUUGACCGCUUCCUCUCGGUGAAGGCGGUCCCGAGGCGGGAGCUCCAGCUGCUGGGCAUGGGCGCUCUCUUCACAGCCUCCAAGUACGAAGAGAUCUGGGCUCCUGAGGUGAAUGAUCUGGUGUGCAUCGCGGACAGAGCGUACAGCCACGAGCAAGUGCUGGCCAUGGAGAAGACGAUACUGGGGAAGCUGGAGUGGACGCUCACCGUGCCCACCCACUACGUCUUCCUCGUUCGAUUCAUCAAGGCGUCGCUUGGGGAUCGCAAAUUGGAGAACAUGGUGUACUUCCUAGCCGAGCUCGGGGUGAUGAACUACGCGACGCUCACGUACUGCCCCUCCAUGGUGGCGGCGUCGGCGGUGUACGCGGCGCGGCUCACCCUCGGCCUGACCCCGCAUUGGAACGACACGCUCAAGCUUCACACCGGUUUCUCCGAAUCACAGCUCAGGGAUUGUGCGAAGUUGUUGGUGGGGUAUCACGGGAAGGCUAAGGAGAACAAGCUGCAGGUGGUGUACAAGAAGUACUCGAACCCUCAGAGGGAUGGCGUGGCUCUGAUCCCACCGGCCAAAGCUCUGCUUUGCGAAGGCGGUGGUCUGUCAUCUUCGACGUCGUCGUCGACGUCGUCUUCUUCUUCAUGAGGGAGGGACGAAAGGGAAGGAGACGAGAGACGAGUUCACACAGCUUUUGAGUUUGUUCUCGGCCAGAGAAAACAUUUUGUGACUAUUAUUGACUCCCUUUGUUUCUUUUUUUUUUUUAACCGGUCACAGAUUUGUGACUUCUGUUUGAUUGGAUUGGUUCAAUUCGUUGGAUGUCGCUGCUGUAUAAUUGGGAACCAAAAAUAUAUGGAGUUUUCAAUUCAAUAUUGCACCAAGAAGUUUAGCAAAAUGAAAAUAUUUCUUCUUC